Lethenteron reissneri (Far Eastern brook lamprey) is the source of this 651-nucleotide messenger RNA. RefSeq names its product bromodomain-containing protein DDB_G0280777-like. Lineage: Eukaryota; Metazoa; Chordata; Hyperoartia; Petromyzontiformes; Petromyzontidae. The record is from RefSeq and is a predicted model, not a curated record.
AACAACAGCAGCUCCAACAACAGCAGCUCCAACAACAGCAGCUCCAACAACAGCAGGUCCAACAACAGCAGCUCCAACAACAGCAGCUCCAACAACAGCAGAUCCAACAACAGCAGCUCCAACAACAGCAGAUCCAACAACAGCAGCUUCCACCAACUCCAGGUCCAACAACAGCAGAUCCAACAACAGCAGAUCCAACAACAGCAGAUCCACCAACAGCCGCUCCACCAACUCCAGCUCCAACAACAGCAGCUCCAACAACAGCAGCUCCAACAACAGCAGGUCCAACAACAGCAGAUCCAACAACAGCAGAUCCAACAACAGCAGAUCCAACAACAGCCGCUCCACCAACUCCAGCUCCAACAACAGCAGCUCCAACAACAGCAGCUCCAACAACAGCAGCUCCAACAACAGCAGAUCCAACAACAGCAGCUCCAACAACAGCAGCUCCAACAACAGCAGAUCCAACAACAGCAGAUCCAACAACAGCCGAAGUUCUACGUCCAAAUGCGGUUCGAGGCCGAUGCAAAUGUCUCCCUGUCGGAUGCCAAGAUGCAGAUCACAAUCCUGAUGAAGACGCUUCAAGGCUCCCUGAGCGUCAAUCUCCCCGGAGCGCUGCUCACGCGCGUCAACGUCACCGUCGUCUUGUGA